This is a messenger RNA of Clupea harengus (Atlantic herring), 8804 nucleotides long. RefSeq names its product death inducer-obliterator 1 (gene dido1). The record is from RefSeq and is a predicted model, not a curated record. Gene Ontology annotation, cellular component: nucleus. NCBI's taxonomy places the organism in Eukaryota, Metazoa, Chordata, Actinopteri, Clupeiformes, Clupeidae. Gene Ontology annotation, biological process: DNA-templated transcription; apoptotic signaling pathway.
UGACUGUUGUUUUUCAUUAGGUUUCUAUUUCCCCGCUUUUGAACACGAUUUGUGAACAUGAAUUAAAUAAAAUAUUUACAUUUAACAGGGGAUAUAAUUGGCCUGUGGAUUUUAUUGAAUUUCCUUACACAACUGCUUACCUGAACUGUGGAUGGAGCCAUUCUCACUCCCAGCCUGAUGUGGCGCUACAAUUUAUAUGUGGUGUUGGACAUCAAUUCUCGCGCUGCGCCAAUCAAUUCUGCUGGUCACUACACGAAGAGAAAAUGGAGAACUGACCGAAUAUUCAGUCGUACAGAACGAAAACGUGGUCAACAAGUUUGUGCAGUGAUGCGUUGAUAUGCUGCUGUUGUAAACAGAGAGGAAUUCUCGAAACUACAGUGUCAACAGCCUCACAGAAGCAGACUUUGUGUCUGAGGGCAGGGAGAGACUCCAGCUAUGGAAGACAGCACAAGCCCAGGGCUGCCUCUACCCUCUGGGCAUGGGGCCGCCCAAGAGCCUGCCGAGAGCAGCUCGCAAGUAACCGUAACCGACGACAACAAAGACGAGCAGGAAGGCAAAGGCACUCAGUCAGGAGAUAAUGGUGGUGACGAGGAGAAACUAGAGGAGUUGCCCGGGAAACCAGCCAAACAAGCAGCUAGUCCCGCCAGCAGCGAGUUCAAGAAGACCUGGGGCUUCCGACGGACCACCAUCGCCAAGCGCGAGAUGCCGGGCGAGGCGGUGGCGGCGGCCGAGGGGCCAGUGAGGCGCAGCGGGCGCCAAGCCAAACGCACCGACAAGCUGGAGGAGUUCCUGCUCACCGCCAAGAGAGGCCGCGGGGGAGGCGGACGCCGAAGUGCCCCAGCCAACAUGGAGGGCGGUGGGGGCAGUAGUGGUGGGGACCCCCCGUCGCAGACCCCCACGGACAUAGAGACCGCCUCGGAGGCGAGCUUCGACGGCAGCGCUGAGGUCAAGAUGUCUGGGAGCAAGACGGCCUCGCAGAAGAAGAGGAAGACAGUGAGGAAGGGGCGGGGGCGCCAAACGAGAAGCACCAAAGCCAAACAGGAGGAAGAAGAGGAGGAUGAGGAGGAAGAAGAGGAAGGAGCCAGCGAAGAUGAGGGAAGCUCGGAGGACGAGGCAGCAGGCGGAGCGCAGGAUGCGCAGAUAGGAGUAGAGCAGGAGGAGAAAAAGCCGGAGAUCACAAUCGACGCAGCCGAAGGUGCUGCCACCCCAUCACAAGACGAGCAGGCAGAUGCAGAAAAGACAGAGGUGGUGAAAGAGGAAGAUGAGGCCGAAGAGGUGGAGGAGUGCAAGAAGAAGCUGGAGGAGACAAACAGGAACAGCAGGCCCAGCAGGAACCCAGCCAGAGCAUGCAAGGACUCCACUCCCUCCAAAAGAGACGAAGAUGACGAGGAUGAAGAUGAGUCAUCGUCGUCUUCGUCAUCGUCUGAUGAAGGCAGCUCAAACGAUGAAGGCUACGACCCUAAUGCUCUUUACUGCAUCUGCAGGCAGAAGCACAAUAAGAGGUUCAUGAUCUGUUGUGACCGUUGUGAGGAGUGGUUCCAUGGCGACUGUGUUGGCAUCACGGAGGCCCGCGGCCGACUGAUGGAACGCAACGGGGAGGACUACAUCUGCCCCAACUGCAAUGCCAGCAAAUGCCAGACCCCUCGCUCCUCAGCAGCCCCGUCGUCCCUUGGCACAGAGAACGGUCGCCGUAUCGCCCCGUCUGCGUCGAGGCGUGCCGAGCAUAGCCCGUCCGCCCUCAGCAGCCCGACAGCUGAAGAGAAGACCGGCGAAGACCUGGGAAUCAAAGGCAGGAUCGAGAAAGCCACCAACCCGAGUGGGAAGAAGAAAAUCAAGAUUUUUCAGCCGGGUUUUGGUUGUGAUGCCACAAAACACUACAAAAAAAAAAAAGAUGUGCGUGAUGGUGGGCCGACAUAUCCUCCAAUUUCUCCUCAGGCCGUGGGGACGGCGUCCUCGAAUCUCCCAAAAUGCAUUGGGCCGGGCUGUGGGCGGAACGCGCUGCCGGACUCCGUCUACUGCGGGAACGACUGCAUCCUGAGACACGCAGCGGCCGCCAUGAAGUCCAUCACCGACGUGAAGGAGCCCAAGAAGAAGGACAAGACCAAGGGGAAGAAGAAGAAGGCAGGCACAAAGCCCACUCCAAAGAAGACUGAGAAGAAGGCAGACGCGCCCGAGGACGACAAAGACCGCGAGGGCGAAGACCCCAGCAGCAGCGGCGGUGACCCAGCCAGCGCUGACGAAGAAGACCCGCACGUUGAGGAGCAGCCGCCGCCGCCCGCCAUGUCCUCCUGGUCCAGCGAUCAUAAUUACAAUGCCGUAACGCCAGAAAAGACUGCACCCGUUGCACCGUCUGUGUUAAACAAAGCGUCCUGUGAUUCAGUAAUGGAGGAGAAGGCAAGCGAAGAGGAGCAGAGUGACAAGGAGUCCGCCCCUGCAGAGAAGAAGCCCGUCACGCCCUCCGUCUCCCCCAAAGGACAGAAGAAGUCCCCUGGCCCCAAGGCCAAGGCUGGCUCCAAAGGCAAAGCAUCAGCUCCUGCACCCAGCGGAGGAAAAGAGGCCAAAAAGCAACCCCUGACCCCCAUUAAAUCCUCCAAGUCCAAAAGGUCAGGGCCUCCACCCCCGCCUGUCCCCACUCUUUCCCCAUCUGGACCUCCUGGUUCCCGCCAUCACGUCACAGGGGCGCUACGUGUAGCCAAGAGCACCUUCACCAUCCCCAAAAAGCAGCCUCAGCCUCAGCAGCAGCAGCAGCAGCAGCAUCAUCAUCAUCAGCAGCCUCAGCAUCAUCAGCAGCAGCAGCAUCAUCAGCAGCAGCAGCAUCAUCAGCAGCAGCAGCAGCAGCAGCAGCCUCAACAGCCUCAGCAGCAGACCCAGCCGAGGGAAGGUUCUGGAUCCAUGUCCUCGUCCACCACCAAGACCCCCCCAACCUCGUCCGCCUCCGCACCCCCCAGCCAGCCUCAUGCAUCCAAGACGUCCCAUCCACCCGGCCCGGCGCCACCGCCCCCUAACAACCAGAUGAGGCAGAAUAUCAGGCGCUCCCUGACAGACAUCCUCUACAAAAGGGUAAGUGACAGCGACGACUUGUCCAUGUCGGAGAGUGAGGUGGGGAAAUUGGCAGUCUCCAUAGAGAAGGAGAUGUUCAACCUCUACAUGAACACUGACAGCAGAUACAAGAACAAGUACAGAUCUCUCAUGUUCAACCUGAAGGACCCAAAGAACAAGGGACUGUUCUAUCGGGUGGUUGGUAAUGAGGUCAGUCCCUUCAGGCUGGUGAGACUGACACAAGAGGAGCUGCUCUCCAGAGAAACCUCUGGCUGGAGAAAACCAGAAUACACGGAGGAGAUGGGGAGGGGUCAGAUGGGACCUACCAAAUCAGGCCUCAGGCAGGAUACAGCGCCACCUGAUGUUGACAUGGAGGAGGCGCCACCCACGUCAGACCUAGAUGUAUGUAUCCCUGCCAGCUCUGCGACACCUCGCAUGGCUUCAGGGCCAGACCAGGAGGAGAGCCGUCCCCCUCCCGCCUUGGCCCCAGGCUCCAGCUCAGCAGGGAAGGCCGGCAGCGCGAUGCCUGACAUCUUUAGCAGCAUGCUCAAAGACACCACAGCCGAACACAGGGCUCAUCUCUUCGACCUCAACUGCAAGAUUUGCACUGGUCAGAAGUCAGCCGAUGACGAGCCAGCUUCCAAAAAGCCCAAGCUGUCCAUCCCCAAGAAGCCGGAGCCGGUCAAGGCCAAACUUGACCCACGCUCCUCCAAACCGCCCUACUCAGAGGGCCCACCCACCCUGCAGCCUGGCAGCGAGGCACCCGUCUACGAUUCUCCGAUGCCCAUGGUGGAUGUCAGCGCCAGUAUGCAUGUGCCACCGGUUGACCCAGCGCCCGUGGUUAUGCCGGCCAUCUCGUCUGUGUUGAUUACCCGCAGAGACCCGCGCACGGCGGGUCGCUCUGGCGUUAUGGUGACACAGGUCAUGCCAGAGGUGGUGGUCGCGCCUACUCCUGUGGCCGAGCCAGCCGUGCCAGAGGUCAAAGGACCUCUCCCGAUGCCACCGGCACCCCCUCCAUCCAUCCCCAGAUCUGUGACGUCAAAAUCGGCAGCUUCAAGUGCCGUAGACACCCACCCCCCGCCGGAGGGCGAAACGGCCAUCUUCCUGUCUGGACAGGAAAUGAUGUGGAAAGGGUUCAUCAACAUGCACACAGUGGCUAAGUUUGUCACCAAAGCAUACCUGGUCUCGGGCUCGUUUGAGCAUCUUAAGGAGGAUUUGCCAGACACCAUCCAUAUAGGCGGGAGAAUCUCCCCCCAUACAGUUUGGGACUAUGUGGGCAAACUGAAGACGUCCCUAUCUAAAGAGCUGUGUCUUAUCCGCUUCCAUCCCGCAACAGAAGAGGAAGCGGUGGCGUACGUGUCUCUCUUUUCUUAUUUCAGCAGCCGUAAGCGUUUUGGCGUGGUCGCAAACAACAACCGCCGCAUCAAAGACCUCUACCUCAUCCCGCUGAGUUCAAAGGACCCCCUGCCUUCCAAACUGUUACCCUUCAAUGGGCCAGGACUGGAGCCAGCUCGACCCAACCUUCUGCUGGGCCUUGUGAUUUGCCAGAAGGACAAGAAGAGAGCUGGCGCACCUCUGGAUGGCGAGGAGAAGCGGUCCAAAACAACCAGGGACCCCGACGUCACCGGCCUCCUUAAACAUGUGUCUGUGACCAAGUCUGAUGCGAAACAGGACAAAGCUACCCGGCACAGCCUGGACACCGUGAUCAGCACGACGCCCCCAGGCACCCCGCCCGCGCUAAGCAGCUCUGAGGCCGCGUCAAGUUCGUUAGCUGCCUCAAGCGUCUUCUCUCUCCUGUCCUCGAUCAAGGCAGGAGCCGCCUCUAUCCCUACAGGCAGAGAUUCCCCAUCUGCAUCCGGUUCCUCUGCCACGCCUCUCCAGACCAUCCUGAAGACACUGUUCGGCAAGAAAAAGCAAGAUUCAGAGGCUUCCAUGUCUCCAUCGGACCCGCAUUCAUCUGAAGUCACCAUGUCAGCCAUCCCCCUGCUGGACCCAAUUGUCCAACAGUUUGGUCAGAAGAAAGAAAAUGCUGCUGACGAGUAUGAAGAUGACCGACCCUAUGACCCAGAGGAAGAGUACGACCCCAGUAUGGGUUACGGAGCUGAGAAAGUCCUCCCGGCUGUUAAACAACCGGAGGUCGCAAAGCCUGCCGAAGCUACUGGUGAUACAGAGGUAGAUGACGUGGCCUACGACCCUGAGGACGACUCCAUGUUUGAUGACGUGAGCGUUGAAGGCGGAGGCAACUCUGCAGUAAUGAAAGAGCAGCAGAGAAUGCUGGACAACCUUAACAAACAAAUUGAAGAUCAAAAACGUCAGCUGGAGGAGCAGGAGGGAUCAUUACUCGCCUCUGUUCCAGACCCGCUGAUUUCCCAACCCACACAAUCGUUACUGUCCAGCAGCCAGUUGCUGCAGCUUGGUAAACAGGUGGAGGCGUUGGUAGGAAAGCCUUCAACUGUCCCAGUUAUCAACCAGAGGCGAGAUCCUAGGCAGAGCAGGGACCCCAGGCAAGCAGCAGCAGGUCGAAGGUCAACCACAGAAUCUGUUGAGAAAGAGGAGUCACCCCCUCAGGUAUCACUUCCUGUUGUUGAGGCGACACCCCCACAAAGUACUCCGCAGCAGACAGACACGGCACAGACACCACAAGAGGAAGUCAAGAUUGAAUCACUACCUUUCCUUGAAGCUGACAGUACAGACGUGUUGAUUCCCUUACUGGGUGAGAAGAUAGAGCCCAGCAUGGUGGAAGAAUACAUGCCUGCAGAGCCUGCUGUGAAAUCCACUGAGGUCAUUACUUCUGAGACUGAACCGGAGAACAACAGCUUUAGCAUUUGGCCCAAUUCUGCUAGCAUUUUAAAGGAGGUUAACGCCAGUCGAGAGAAAAUGGCAGAAGUUACUUCUCAUGCUCAAUCACAUGCCACAGCAUCGUCUGAGAGCAACCCUGUGCAGUCGAUUACCAGCUUGGCUAAUUUCUCUCAGGAUCUGAAUCAAGGCAGCUCAUCCGGUAUGGACUCUCAUACACCACAUAUGCCCCACAUGCCAAUACCCAGCACCCAAUCUGAUUACAACAGAGGUCCACAGGAUGUUCCACCACCCAUGUCCUACCAGCCAGUUGGUCCAGUUGGUCUUCCUCCAAUUCAUAGCAUGCUACCAAUGCAGGGACCGCCACCCAUUCAAGUGCCCCUACCCAUGCACGGCCCUCCUUCAAUGCAAGGCCCACAUCCAGCAAUGGGUGGUCCACCACCAAUGCAGGGGCCCCCACCCAUGCAAGGUCCUCCCCAUGUGCAGAGCGAUGGGUACCCACCUUUCUCCAACCAGUGGGGAGGUUCUCAGCAACCAUUUGACGGCCCAAGAGGUCCACCUCCACAAACUAUGAUGGCCCCGCGGGGUCUCCCACCUCCAUUCCCACCUCCUGGGGGCCCAAGAGGUCCCCCUCCUCAAAUGUUUGACAGCAAUAUGCCUCCACAGCACAUGGGGCCAAGAGGGGCACCCCCUGGUCAGUAUAUGGAAGGGCAUGCCCCCCCUCCUACCUACGAUGGGCAGAACAGCAUGAUGCCACCCAGGUUUGGUGGUCCCCCGCCACCUCCAUUCAACUUUUCUGGACCCAGAGGGCCUCUGCCGCCAUUCUCUGGCCCUCCACCCGUGCGCUUUGACAACCGAGCGCCCCCACCAGCCCAUUUCCAGGGACCGCGAGGCCCACCACCCCCUCACCACAUGGGCAGUGACCACAACUCCUCUAACUCCAUGAUGGACAUGCAGAGAGGCUCAGGCGACCAGUAUGACAAUGACGGUGGAGGGCCCUACCAGCCAGGUAUGGACCAGCACCAAGGACAAGCGCCAUCAUACAGAGACAAACAAGCCCCCUUGCAAGGUCCUCCUUACAGAGGACCCCCACCCAACGUAUAUGAUGGGCGCAGAGGUCCUCCUCCUGCUGGGGAGAUGCCAGGCCAACGAUUCCCUCCUCCAGGCCAGUUUCGGGGCUCCAGAGCCCCGUCACCACCCCGAAGGGGUUCUUUUGAAGACCAAAGGGGCCAUCCUCCUCCUCCUCAAGACUUCCCAGGCCACAGGGGGCCAGCACCACAGUUUGGUGGGCCUAGAGGUCCAAGCCCGACUGGACAUUUUUCAGAGAGCAAUUCAGGAGGUCCACCAAGGUAUCACUUUGACAACAGCCCCGGUGACAUAAGACCGGUCAGACACACGGGACCUCUGCUGCCUACUCCUCCCGAGGGCCCUAUUCCAUUACCAGGCCGCAUGGGAGGGCACAGCCCAGAGCCCCACCGGGACGACCACUGGCGGAGGCACUCCCCAGAGCUCAGGAGGAGGAGCAGCACCACCCGGGACGACUCCGAGCCACGAGAGAGGCCCAGCAGGUUUGAAGUUGGCCACCGUGACAGGCUGUCUGAAGAGAGGCAGCGGGAUCUCUCUGAGGACCGCAGGAGAGAGCGGGAGAGGGAGGGUCCCCACGGAGGCAGACAGUGGGACAGGGGAGACAGGGUCCAAGGCAAGCGCUGGAGCCGAGAACGCGAGUGGGAUCGUGGGAGGGAGCGAGAGAGGGAGAGGGACCGGAGCAGGGAGAGAGGAAGGGAAGGAAGGGAAGGAGAGAGGCACAGAGAACCGGACAGAGAUGCUGAGAGGCACAGAGAACCGGACAGAGAUGCAGAGAGGCACAGAGAACCGGACAGAGAUGCAGAGAGGCACAGAGAACCGGACAGAGAUGCAGAGAGGCACAGAGAACCGGACAGAGAUGCAGAGAGGCACAGAGAACCGGACAGAGAUGCUGACAAGAGGAGAGAGCGGGACAAGGAGCGAGAAAGAGAGCGUGACAAGGACAAGGAGCGGGACAAGGAGCGAGAAAGAGAGCGUGACAAGGACAAGGAGCGGGAAAGGGAUCGAGAUCGAGGCAGAGAGAGAGAGCCGGAACGCAGGGAUCACGACAGAGAUCGGGCCAAAAACAGAGACCGGGAGCGGGAACGAGACCGGGAACCGGACAGGCGACGAGAGCGGUCACGGAGCAGAGAGAGAGACCGGGGGAAGGACCGCGAUAGAGGAAGAGAGCGCGACCGAGACCGUGAUCGGGACAGGGAGAGAGACAGGGAAAAGGACAGACACAGACGGGAGAGAAGCAAAAGCAAAGAGCGUAGAGAUGACAAGAAAGAAGUCAGAUCCGAGGCUUCAAAGGACACAGAAAAAUCUGCUGAGCCCGAGACUGUUGCUGAUAAAGGCUCGUCCUGAUGGCCUUGUUUUUCUUUUUUAUACUGCAUCCUUGUUUGUUCUGCCCCACUGACACAUUUCUAAUUUCAGAACACGUAAGAGGACUGUGUAUUUUCUUUUUUGACAUGAGAAAGCACUCUUGUUGCUGUUUUGUAUUUACUUUUGCCUGCUCACCAACCUUUUAAGGUUUUUAUCUCUUUCUAAGUGAUCUUGUCCAGGUGCUCUGUAAGGAGGAAGUUGAAACCAUGUAGUACUUUACUGCUGUUCGGUAACCCUUUUAAAGUUGACCUGAAAACACUCAACAUGGUAAAGCUGGUGUAAAUAUGUAUGUAUUUGUAUAUACAGCUGUUUUUAAUUCUAUUUUUUUUCUACAUAGAGAAAUAAGCCAUAUAGCGUUCAUUGGUAUACACACAAGACUGAUGUAGUUGCCCUCAUCAAAGGUCAUUGUAUGCUUGUCUUUUCUACAUUUAAACACUGAAUGGAUGCAUCAUUGCGAUACUGUCAAGUAAUGCCACAUUUUGUUCACAGCUGGUCAAUUAAAACAUACUUCAAGUAUUGCA